Molecule: messenger RNA, 1033 nt
Organism: Bubalus bubalis (water buffalo)
Lineage: Eukaryota; Metazoa; Chordata; Mammalia; Artiodactyla; Bovidae
Gene: SRA1
Product: steroid receptor RNA activator 1
Exons: 5
Coding region: 144-824 (226 amino acids)
Biological process (GO): regulation of transcription by RNA polymerase II
Cellular component (GO): nucleus
Source: RefSeq, a predicted model, not a curated record
GUCUCCACGGCGAUUUUCAGCGUUCCUGAAUUGUCCUGCCUGGAGGGUCCAGGAAAUCUGCCCUGUUGGGGGCGUGUCCCAGCCGACUGGGUGCGGCCGCCCCGGAAAUGACGUGAUGCCCCGCUGGCCGUGCGGAAGUGGAGAUGGCGGAGCUGUAUGUGAAGCCGGGCAACACGGAGCGCGGCUGGAACGAUCCGCCGCAGUUCUCCUAUGGGCUGCAGACCCAGGCUGGCGGACCCAAGCGCUCGCCUCUCACCAAGAGGGUCGCCGCUCCCCAGGAUGGAUCCCCCAGAGUCCCUACCUCAGAGACAUCUCCUGGGCUCCCCCCAAUGGGGCCUCCACCUCCUUCAAGUAAGGCUUCCAGACCCCCCCAAUUUGUGGGGAGCUGUCCUCCCUCCAGAACGGAGCCCAUGGAUUCCCCAGUCGUUGAGUCUGAGACUCGGCUGGAAGAUGUACUGAGACCUUUGGAACGGGCAUUGGAGGACUGCCGUGGCCACAUAAAGAAGCAGGUAUGUGAUGACAUCAGCCGACGCCUGGCUCUGCUGCAGGAACAGUGGGCUGGAGGGAAGCUGUCAAUGCCUGUAAAGAAGAGGAUGGCUCUGCUGGUGCAAGAGCUUUCAAGCCACCAGUGGGAUGCAGCAGAUGACAUCCACCGCUCACUCAUGGUUGACCAUGUGACUGAGGUCAGUCAGUGGAUGGUGGGAGUUAAAAGAUUAAUUGCGGUAAAGAGGAGUCUGUUUUCAGAGGAGGAGGCCAAUGAAGAGAAAUCCAUAGCCACAGCUGAGCAGAACCAAACUGUACCAGGCAUCCAGCAUGACCUGUGAUCCUGUGGGUUCCCCAGACUCAUCUCACACCAUCUCCUGUGCCUUGGCAUGGAAGGCUUCUCUAACUUGACUCCUUUUUACCACUGGGAAGACGGUCUGCCCAUGGGAAACUCUGGCCUGACCCGUUUCUGGGGGAAGAGGUCUCACCUGGACCACAACGAGGUUGCUUUAUCAUACCAUAUGCAUUUCAAUAAAAACAUCUCAAUAUA